Alternaria atra is the source of this 867-nucleotide messenger RNA. RefSeq lists its product as uncharacterized. The transcript has 3 exons. The record is from RefSeq and is a predicted model, not a curated record. NCBI's taxonomy places the organism in Eukaryota, Fungi, Ascomycota, Dothideomycetes, Pleosporales, Pleosporaceae. Gene Ontology annotation, cellular component: cytosol. Gene Ontology annotation, molecular function: aldose reductase (NADPH) activity. The coding region runs from base 1 to 867 and encodes 288 amino acids.
AUGCCUAUCCCCACACACUUUACCCUCAACACAGGCGCGCAGAUACCAGCUGUGGGCUUCGGCACAUGGCAAGCGAAGCCAGGAGAGGUCGAGCGCGCUGUGGAGACGGCACUCAAGGCAGGCUACCGCCACAUUGAUUGUGCUGCCAUCUAUCGCAAUGAAGCUGAAGUAGGCGACGGCAUAAGGAGGAGUGGUGUCCCUCGCUCCGAAAUAUUCCUUACCGGCAAGCUAUGGAACACCAAACAUGCACCGGAAGACGUUGAAGCAGCUCUCGAUAAGUCGCUUCAGGAUUUAGGCGUCGAAUAUCUCGAUCUGUUCCUGAUGCAUUGGCCCGUUGCCUUCAAUGGUGCUACGGGCAAGUGGUUCCCACUGCGUGAGAACGGUGUGUUUGACCUCGUUGACAUCGAUCCUGCGACAACAUAUAAAGCCAUGGAGAAGCUGCUUGACACUGGCAAGGUUCGCGCCAUUGGCGUAUCCAACUUCACCGUCAACCGCCUCAACGAUCUUCUCUCCAAGACUGAUGUCGUACCGGCGGUAAACCAGGUUGAAGCGCAUCCAUACCUUCAACAGCCUCCCCUCUUCGAUUUUUGCAAGAGCAAAGGUAUUCUCAUUGAAGCCUACUCACCCCUUGGAAACAACCAAACCGGCGAGCCGCGAACUGUUGACGACGAGCUUGAUCAAAGCAACAUGCAGGUCAAGGAACUGCCCAAGGAUGCUUUCGAUGAGUUGAGCGGGCUGGAGAGGCACAAGCGGUUCAACGUGCAGUCCCGAUGGGGGUUCGAUAUCUUCGAAGAAUUAGGCCAGGAGCAGGUGCGGAAGAUCGCGGAAGAAUGCGCCGAGGAGAACAAAACGAAAUUUACGGUAUAG